AUGCUCCGGUCACUGGGCAUUAUCUGCCUAUUGGGCGCUGCCCUCGCGGCACCGUCACAGUUUGUAUCCAAAAGUGACGAUCUCAUUACCGAUCUUCCCGGUUUGACAUUCAACCCAAACUUCCACCAAUACUCCGGAUUUCUUGAUGGAUCUCAGAACAAUCAUCUUCAUUACUGGUUAGUGGAAUCGCAGACCAACCCAUCUACUGCUCCAAUCGUACUUUGGCUCAAUGGAGGACCAGGAUGCUCUUCUCUUCUUGGACUUCUUAGCGAAAACGGACCAUUCAGAAUCAUUAAAGACAAUAAUACGGUCAUUGAAAAUGUGAAUUCUUGGAACAAAGCUGCCAACAUGCUCUUCCUUGAAUCACCAAGAGAUGUCGGAUUCUCAUACAGAGACGCCUCUGCCACUCCAGAUCUUCUCUACAACGAUGACAAGACCGCAACUGAGAACGCGCUUGCUUUGAUUCAAUUCUUCCAGAGAUUCCCAGAAUACCAAAACAGAGACUUCUACAUCACCGGAGAGUCUUACGGUGGUGUUUAUGUUCCAACAUUGACGAAUCUCAUUGUCAAAAUGAUUCAAAACGGAACUACUCCAUACAUCAACCUGAAAGGAUUUGCCGUUGGAAAUGGAGCUCUCAGCCGCAAACAGCUCACAAACUCUGGAAUCGAUCUUUUGUACUACAGAGGAAUGUUGGGAACCACACAGUGGGAAAAUCUUCGCCAAUGCUGCCCAGAUUCUCCACAAGGACCACUUGUCGACUGCGACUUCUCUCAGUUCGUAGUCUUCGACAAUUAUGGAAAUCCAGCUCCAAGAAACGACACAAAUGAUGCUCAAAAAAUUGCUUGCGGAAAGAUGGUCGUCGCGCUUGGAUUGAACUCGAUUUGGGAAACUUACAACGAUGUCUACAAUUCAUACCAAGAUUGCUACAACUUCGACGCUUCGAUGUUCUCAAGUGCUGAGGAGCGCCAUGCCAAGGUCCACGAGCAAACUAUGCGCAGAAUCAUGAGAACUUCACUUUCUACCAACGGAGCCAACGCCGCGUACCAGUUGUUCAGUACUGGAGUGAACCCAUUCAUCGAUCAAGGAUCGCUGAUCAACAAGAUGUCUACUGAUGCUCUCCAAAGCUACCCAUGCUACUCUGACGAUUCCACUGCUGCGUGGCUUGGUCGCACCGAUGUUCGCAACGCUCUCCACAUCCCAACCAACGUCCAAGCAUGGGCAGGAUGCAGCGAUGAUAUCAAUGAAAAGUACUACAUCCAACAGUACCCAGACAUGACUCCAAUUUUCCAAUCUAUCAUUGACUCUGGAUACCCAUUGAAGGCUCUGAUCUACAACGGAGAUGUUGAUUUUGCUUGUAAUUACUUGGGAGAUCAAUGGUUCGUAGAGAACUUGGCUAACAAUGCCUACAAAAUGACUCUGACCAACCCACGUGCCCAAUGGAACUACACUCGCGCUCAAACUGGAUCCACUUAUGCCCCAACACUCGCUGGAUACCUUAAAUCGUGGAGCUAUAACAAGAUCACAAUUGAUUUGGUUACUGUGAAGGGAGCUGGACACAUGGUGCCAAUGGACCGAGCAGGACCAGCACUUCAGUUGUUCUACAAUUUCCUUUACGGAAACAACAACGGAUACAGCGCCCAAGUUCCAUAUGAUCUUACGGCACUCCCACUUCGUGCACAAUACCAAGCGCCACCACAAAAAACCUGGACUCGCAAGCAAGCCGAUAGAGUCUAUAACCUUCCUGGACUCACUUAUGGACUCAACUUCAAGCAGUACUCUGGAUACUUGAACGGAGUGACUGGAAACUACCUUCACUAUUGGUUCGUCGAGUCUCAAGGAAAUCCAACCACUGAUCCACUUGUCUUGUGGCUCACCGGAGGACCAGGAUGCUCUGGACUUAUGGCUAUGCUAACAGAAUUGGGACCGUUCCAUCCAAAUCCUGAUGGCAAGACACUCUUCGAGAACGUUUAUUCAUGGAACAAGGCUGCUAAUGUGAUCUUCUUGGAGUCUCCACGAGGAGUUGGAUUCUCAGUUCAAGAUCCAAGUUUGAAUAAUGACACUAUCUGGGAUGAUGCGAGAACUGCCACCGACACCUACCUUGCUCUCAAAGACUUCCUUACUGUCUAUCCAGAAUACAUCAACCGACCAUUCUUCGUUACUGGAGAAUCAUAUGGAGGUGUCUACGUCCCAACCAUCACUUCUCUUCUCAUUGACAAAAUCCAGUCUGGAGAUUUCCCACAACUGAACUUGGUUGGUAUGUCCAUUGGAAACGGAGAGUUGUCGGCUGUUCAACAAUUCAACUCUGCCAUCAUGAUGAGCUACUUCCACGGACUCUUCAGCAAGGAUGACUUCGAUUCUCUCCAACAGUGCUGCAAUCAAACCAAGACUAGCUCUCAAUGGUUUGAGUACUGCAAUUUUGCUCAGUACAUCCAUCUUGGACCUGACGGAACCGCUAACCCAAUCGACAACUCUUUCUGUGCCAACAAGGUUGCUGACCUCGGACAAGCAAGAUUCUGGUCUAGCUUGAAUGAUGUGUACAACAUUUAUCAAGACUGCUAUGAAGAUUCUACCCGAGCUUUCGGAUCCAGAAUGACCAUUGAGCAGAAGAAAAGACAUAUGAAGGGAUUCGUCGAUCAAGGAGCCAAAAUCUCCACCUCAUCUACGGAUAAUCAAGGAGGACUUGCUUGCUACGGAACCGCCCAAGCCGCCAGCUGGAUCAAUCUUCCAGAUGUUCGCAGCGCUCUGCACGUCUCUUCUGCUGCCGGAGAUUGGUCUGCUUGCAAUGAUACCAUUAACGGACUCUACGUUCAACAACACAAUGACACCACUUCCGUUUUCCAACACAUCCUCGACUCCAAGUACCCACUCCGCGUUCUUAUCUACAACGGAGAUGUUGACCAGGCUUGCAAUUAUUUGGGAGACCAAUGGUUCAUUGAGGCAUUCGCUACAACCAACAAUCUUCCAGUCACCAAGCCACGUGCUGAUUGGAGAUACAUGACCCAAAUUGCUGGAUAUGCCAAAAAGUUCGAUAACAACGCUGGAUUCUCUAUCGACUUGAUUACUGUGAAGGGUGCUGGGCACUUGGUACCAACUGAUAGACCCGGACCAGCUCUUCAAAUGAUUGCUAACUUCUUCCGUAACCAGGACUACAGUAAUCCAACAGUCAUAGAUAGUUCCCUCCAUCCACUGUUGAAGACCUACGUUGUAGCAGAACAAUUGUCUGCAUCUCUCAACCGUUCGACCUCUGGAAUCAGUUUUAAUGGAAACAGAGUUCAUACCAAGGUUCAUAAAGUUAUCCGUACUGAAUCUCUCAAAAAACCAAUCGAACGUGAUGCCCCGCCACCACCACCAUCGCAAACUAAAGAUCAAGACGAGGUUACAAAUCUGCCUGGAUUGACGUUCACGCCAAACUUCAAACAAUACUCUGGAUAUUUGAAUGCUUCUCCUGGAAACUACCUUCACUACUGGCUUGUUGAAUCUCAAACCAACAAAUCAUACGAUCCUCUGAUUCUCUGGCUGAACGGAGGUCCAGGAUGCUCUUCCAUCGGAGGAUUCCUCGAGGAACUUGGACCAUUCCAUGUUAACGCUGACGGGAAGACACUGUUUGAGAACACAUUCUCUUGGAAUAAGGCCGGUAACGUUUUGUUCCUUGAGGCUCCAAGAGAUGUGGGAUACUCCUAUCGCAGUAACGAAUACUCACCUGACUCUAUGUACAAUGACACAUAUACCGCUUCUGACACUGUCAUCGCUCUGGGCAACUUCUUCAACAAAUUCCCUGAAUACCAAAACCGUUCAUUCUACAUCACAGGAGAAUCAUACGGAGGAGUUUACGUUCCAACUCUCACGCGUGCCAUCAUUCAAGCUAUUCAGUCUAAGACCCUUCUCAGAGUGAACCUCGCCGGAGUAGCCAUCGGAAACGGAGAGCUCUCAGGAAUCCAGCAAAUCAACUCCGCUGUAUCCCUUCUUUACUUCAGAGGAGAACACGACAAAUCCGACUGGGAUGCUAUUUCAAAUUGUUGCAAUAACUCGGUUACACAAACCUAUUGCGAUUACACCCAAUACAUCAACAUCGACACUUCUGGAAACGUUUCUCCAAAACUAAACGACGGCUCGGUUGCUGCUCAAUGUGGAGCUCUCGUCACCCAACAAGGAUUCCUUGACGUCUGGACCACUGACAACGAUGUGUACAACACCUUUGCCGAUUGUUAUGCCGCCCCACCAGCCGGAGAUUCGAAACUUUCCGAACUUUCCGAGGGUAUUCGUAGAGUACAAAACAGAAGAAGAUCCAAGAGAGAUGCUAAUGUUUCACCAUUCCUCCCAUCGAGAUUGUUCGUGGACCAAGCUAAGAAAAUCAACUACAUGUCCACUGAUGCCAAUGGAGGAUUCACUUGUUUUUCUGGAGCUUCUUCCGAAUCCUACAUGAACCUUCCAGAGGUUCGUGCUGCUCUCCACAUCCCAACUAGCCUUGGACACUGGACUGAUUGUAAUGAUGUUAUGAACGAGAACUACAUCCAACAGCACAACGACACUACCAAAGUCUUCAGAGACAUCCUGGACAGUGGAUACCCACUUAGAUUCUUGAUCUACAAUGGAGACGUUGAUAUGGCUUGUCAGUUCCUUGGAGACCAAUGGUUCAUGGAGAGUCUUGCCAAGGAGAGAAAAAUGGAUGUGACCCAUCAACACUCACCAUGGAACUACACGCAACAUCAGUUCUUGCCACGGAGCCGGACAUUUCGUACCACAAGAUCGCCAGGACCAGCUCUUCAAAUGAUUUACAACUUUGUUAACAGCUAUGACUACAAUAGAAACAUGACAUUGGACUAUUCUCGCAAGUCACUCCUCCCUGCUUAUCAACCAGCACCAGUGACUGUCAAACGGAGAAUGGCUGAUCAUAUCUUCUCCCUCCCAGGAGCCACAUGGAAUGUCAACUUCAAUCAACACUCUGGAUAUCUUCAAGCUUCUGCUGGAAACAAAUUGUUCUACUGGUUUGUUGAGUCUCAAUCCGGAAACGAGGGAGAUCCAAUCAUCCUUUGGCUUCAAGGAGGACCAGGAUGCGCUUCGACAGGAGGACUUCUCAGCGAGAUCGGACCAUUCUUUGUUAACCCAGAUGGAGAAACACUCUUCGAAAACGUAUACUCAUGGAAUAAGGCUGCUCACAUUUUGGUUAUCGACUCUCCAAGAGGAGUCGGAUUCUCUUACCAAGAUAAGAGUGUUAACAAUGAUACUCUCUGGGAUGAUGACAAGACAGCUUUGGAUACCUACACUGCUCUUGAGGACUUCUUUGCCGCCUACCCUCCACACCAAAACAGCGAAUUGUACAUCACAGGAGAAUCGUAUGGUGGUGUUUAUGUUCCAACGUUGACAAGACUGCUCAUCCAGAAGAUUCAGGCUAGAGUUUCCAACAUCAAGCUCCGUGGUAUGGCUGUCGGAAACGGAAUGGUGAGCGCUGUCAACGAUGUCAGAACCCUUCCAGACUUCCUCUACUUCCACGGAAUUUAUGAUAAGCCACAAUGGGAGCAACUUCGUGCAUGCUGUCCAUCUAACGAUGUCUCCUAUGACUGCAACUACGAUGAAUACAUUACCAUUGACGGAGGAGUCAACGUUAAGGCUAAGGGCUACCCCAACAACCAGACCCUCCAAAACUGCGCUAACCUUGUUGAACAACUGUCCUAUGACAGAAACUGGAAGGCCAUGUACGAUCAAUAUAACCUCUAUCAAGACUGUUACGCCGUUCCAAGAGGACAAGGAGGACCAUUCGCUGAGAAUGAAAAAAUCUCGAGACUUGACAUUGAGCGUAGACUAAAGACUGUGAUUCCACAAGCUAUUACUAAGACCGCUGCCCAAGACCCAUUGUCUACUGAUGCCACUGGAGGAUAUUCAUGCUGGAGUGGUGUUGCUUCUGACAACUACUUGUCCUUGCCACAUGUUCGUGACGCUCUCCACAUUCCGGACGUCGUUCAAAGAUGGAGUUUCUGCAAUGAGCUCAACUACACCAACUUGUACAAUGACACCACUCAAGUGUUCACUGACAUUUUGAACAGUGGAUAUAACCUGAAGGUUCUUCUUUACAACGGAGACGUUGAUUCAGUCUGCUCGAUGUUCGAAGCUGGAUCCAUGGUUAACAACUUUGCUAAGAACCAACAAUUCGUUUCCAACCAGCCAAGAGGAGCCUGGAUGUAUGGAGGACAAAUCGGAGGAUACGUGCAGAAGUUCCAAAAGAAUAACAUGACAAUUGACUUGUUGACUGUCAAGGGAGCCGGACACAUGUCUCCAACUGAUCGUCCAGGGCCAGUUCUUCAAAUGAUCAACAACUUUGUUCAUGGACAAGGAGAUUACAACACUACCAUUCAAGUUAGCAUGCUUCGCCAGCCACUACUUGCACAGUAUACAGAACAAGGCACCGGACCACUUGCCACCGCUCCACCAGCACCACCAACAGCCUCUCCAGUCACUGUAGUAACUACCCCAACCGUUGCCACCUCCACCAAGUCAUCUAGAAUUCUUUCAGUUUCCCUAUCUAUGCACAUCAAGGCUAUAGUUUACAACAAAACUCGCAAGUAUGCUGGGCAUACCAUCGAUUUGAAUCUCGGGGAUAAUGCUACAGUUGCUGAAGCAAAAUCGAAAAUUGAGGAACUCACAACUGUCCCAUCACAAAUUCAGUGGAUUGUAUUUGGAACUACUCAUCUGGAAGAUUCUAAGCCACUCCGUGAAUAUGGAAUUCGCGAUGGAUACACUAUCUACUCCACUCCAACAUAUGUCGAAAUUCAGGAUAUGCCAAAUCUUUAA
Molecule: messenger RNA, 6786 nt
Organism: Caenorhabditis briggsae
Lineage: Eukaryota; Metazoa; Nematoda; Chromadorea; Rhabditida; Rhabditidae
Exons: 26
Coding region: 1-6786 (2261 amino acids)
Biological process (GO): proteolysis
Molecular function (GO): serine-type carboxypeptidase activity; protein binding
Source: RefSeq, a predicted model, not a curated record